This is a messenger RNA of Gordionus sp. m RMFG-2023, 1810 nucleotides long. Its product is annotated as tubulin alpha-4 chain-like. Gene Ontology annotation, biological process: microtubule cytoskeleton organization; mitotic cell cycle. The coding region runs from base 125 to 1480 and encodes 451 amino acids. The transcript is spliced from 7 exons. Gene Ontology annotation, molecular function: structural constituent of cytoskeleton; GTP binding. Lineage: Eukaryota; Metazoa; Nematomorpha; Gordioida; Chordodea; Parachordodidae. The record is from RefSeq and is a predicted model, not a curated record. Gene Ontology annotation, cellular component: cytoplasm; microtubule.
UUUUAAUUGACAUAAAACCCGACAUUUGUAAAGGAAUUAUCAAUACAAUUUAUAACGUCUAUUUUUUAAAUUUUUAUUCGAAUUUGCAUAAAUAUAUUUCGAAUCAACCUAUAUAAAAUUAACAAUGCGUGAAUGUGUCUCUAUACAUAUCGGCCAAGCUGGAGUGCAAAUGGGAAAUGCCUGUUGGGAAUUAUAUUGUUUGGAACACAAUCUCAAUCCGGAUGGAACUCUUAAUUGCGAAAAUACAAAUUCUCCUUCAAUCAAUACAUUUUUUAGAGAAACUGAUGCACAUCAUUUUGUGCCAAGAGCAGUAAUGGUUGAUUUGGAGCCCACUGUUGUUGAUGAAAUCAAGUCAGGGCCUUAUAAAAAUUUGUUUCACCCAGAAGAUAUGAUAACGGGAAAAGAAGAUGCAGCAAAUAAUUAUGCAAGAGGCCAUUACACAAUUGGUAAAGAAAUUAUUGAAGAUGUUUUGAAUAGAAUCAGGAAACUAACUGAAGCCUGUCAAGGUUUGCAAGGCUUCUUAAUAUUUCAUAGUUUUGGUGGUGGCACUGGAUCAGGUUUUACGUCCUUAUUAAUGGAGAGAUUAUCUGUAGACUAUGGCAAAAAAUCAAAAUUGGAAUUUUCUGUCUACCCUGCACCUCAGAUAUCAACUGCUGUUGUAGAACCAUAUAAUUCCAUUCUCACAACACAUACCACCUUAGAGCAUAGUGAUUGUUCUUUUAUGGUGGAUAAUGAAGCUAUAUAUGAUAUAUGUACAAAAAAAUUAGGAGUAGCCCGACCUUCAUAUACCAACCUGAAUAGAAUGGUCAGUCAAAUUGUAUCAUCAAUCACAGCUUCAUUGAGAUUUGAAGGUGCUUUGAAUGUUGAUUUGACUGAAUUUCAAACCAAUUUGGUCCCUUAUCCAAGAAUACAUUUUCCAUUAGUUACUUAUGCACCUAUAGUGUCUGUUGAUAGAGCCUAUCAUGAGAAAUUUACUGUAAAUGAGAUAACUGCUGCCUGCUUUGACCCAGAGAAUCAAAUGGUCAAAUGUGAUCCUAGGCAUGGUAAAUACAUGGCCUGUUGUAUGUUGUAUAGGGGUGAUGUGGUCCCUAAGGAUGUUAAUGCAGCUAUAGCUGCAAUUAAAACUAAACGUUCCAUACAAUUUGUUGAUUGGUGUCCCACAGGGUUCAAAGUUGGUAUAAAUUAUCAAACUCCUACAGCUGUGCCAGGUUCAGAAUUGGCACCUGUUCCGAGAGCUGUGUGCAUGUUAAGUAACACUACUGCUAUUGGAGAAGCUUGGUCCCGACUUUGUCAUAAAUUUGACCUGAUGUAUGCCAAACGUGCCUUUGUACACUGGUAUGUGGGUGAAGGAAUGGAAGAAGGAGAAUUUUCAGAAGCAAGAGAGGACCUGGCAGCUCUUGAAAAAGAUUAUGAGGAAGUUGGUUUAGAUUCUAAAGAUAUUGAUGCAGGGGCUAAUGGCCAUGAUGGAGAAUAUUAUUAGGAUUGUUAGAAUAAAAGGUUAUUUUAAGAAAACCUUUCAUUGUUAAAUACUUUUAUAAAUUACAUUUUUAUUACAUGUAUUCAAGCAUAAUUACAAUAUAUUGCCACAAACAUAUCUCUAUAAUGUAGUAUAAUUAUUAUUGAGUCAAUUAUGCAUAUGCUUGUUUUCUUUAUUUUAUUGUUAAAUUUUUUAUAGUUAUUGAUUAAUAUACAUAUUUUUAAACAUUAAAAUAUAAUUAUUUGCAUACUUGUAGAAUGCAAUAAAUUUUUAUAUGUAGAUUUUGAUGCUUGUAUCAUAGUUUGGUGUGCAGAUGUUUGCAACCUUUAAAAA